GUGCCUUUCCUUGCCUCAAAGUUACAUUCAACUUAAAGCGUGAUAUCGGCUACUACAUGAUUCAGGUCUAUGUCCCCACUGCUCUCAUUGUCAUAUUAUCCUGGGUCGCAUUCUGGAUCAGUAUAGACUCCAGUCCGGCACGUGUCAGUCUCGGCCUCCUUACGGUCCUCACUAUGACGACACAGAGUGCAUCUGCGCGUGCUUCAUUGCCACGUGUGUCAUAUAUCAAGGCUCUUGACGUGUGGAUGUCCGUGUGCCUGGUCUUUGUGUUCGCGUCACUCCUAGAGUACGCCGCUGUCAACGUCUUUUCGCGGAGAGAGAUUCCAAAGCCAAGCAAAGCUUCCUCGUUGAUGGAGAAAUUCAAGGGUCCGUCAGAUAAAUCGCUAAGGAGUUUAACAGAGGUGGAAAACGGUGUCAAUGGGCGAAAACAACCGCCGCAAUAUAUCCGAGAUCCAUUCGGACGCGAAAAAGCGAGGAUGGUGGAUAAACUGUCAAGAAAGUUAUUUCCAACGACUUUUAUCCUGUUUUGCCUUAUCUACUGGCCAGUGUAUAUUUUCAUAGACAUGUAAAGUGCUACGUUACGGACAUGAGAGAUCAACAGCAUAACGUAAACGAGUAUAACUGAAAAACGUGUUUCAGCUUACAUAAUCUUGACGUGUUGCAUGUCUGACCACAUGUCCCACCACAUGCGCACAUGCACAAGUGAUGCAUGUAGGCGCACGCAUGCGCAACAGAUAAAUGUGCCACGUGAAGCAAAAUGACGUCACCAUACACGUAUACAUGUAUGCUCAACAUUGACUGGCCAUGUUACCCAAUAUGUGCAUGGGAAAAUUACGGCUCUGACUGUGAAUUUCACUGUAAAUAACAUUGAAGACCACCGUUUUUUAGAAACAUUUUAACCAUUUGUAUGUAUUGAAGACGCGCUAUUUGUAUAAAGACACUGAAGCGUUCGGUAGUUUACAUUAAAGUUUGCAGUGCCCUUGAAUUAAUAUUCGAUAUUAUCUUGACAUCGAAAUGAAAGUUUUGAUUCACCCAGUUGUUUUAAUGUAAGGUAAAGAUGGGCUAUAAUUAUUUUUUUCUGAAAUAUCAACUAUAUGUAGAUACAGUAUCAGGUUUAGUUUAAGUUCCAUCUUUAUCGCAUACUAUUCUAACCUUGACUGUUUAUAAGUAAAACAAUGUAUCAAAACUUGACAUUUUUGUGAAAGUAUUCAGUGGUCGUUCAUAGACACGACAUAAGGUAAAAAUGCGUGAAAUGUGUUCUUUACAACUUCGUGAUAGACAACAUGAUGAACAUGUACUUACCUGUACUAUGGCUCGUUUCACAAAAGCAACGACCUGGGUAAAUUUUCAGAUAUAUGAAUAUGUGUAUUUUUUUUUCUAUCCUGAGAUUUGCGAAAGAAACAUAAUCUUGCAGUGAAACUAAUUUGCCUCUAUGGAAUUACUGUUUAUUCCAAAAACAAUAUCCUGUAUUGCCAAUGUGCUGUAGUGCAAGUUUGUUUUAUUCCCGAUGUGUUAAACGUAAUCGAACGCAGCUUUCUGGUGUAGUUUUAACGGAUGUUUUUGUAUGCCACGAAAACUUGAGUGCUUCUCACAAGGUUCCAGUGCGAUUCAUUAUGAAUAGUUGCUCUAAAGUAGCACCAAUAAGUAUGAGGGGAUACUUGAUCUGAUCAAGUGGUUAUUGAAAGUUCCUUACUAAACUGCAAUGGUAAGAUACAACAUGGAGGACAAUACAGUUUCUUUUUGGGUUUUUAAGAUUCACGUGAACGCUUGUAUAUUUUGUUGUACAAUUUGCACCCACGGUCCUUCAGAAGAACCGACUUUCGUUUACUCUGUCUGACAUACAUUGUAGAAUGUGC
This is a messenger RNA of Lingula anatina, 1856 nucleotides long. RefSeq names its product glycine receptor subunit alpha-3. Gene Ontology annotation, molecular function: transmembrane signaling receptor activity; extracellular ligand-gated monoatomic ion channel activity. Lineage: Eukaryota; Metazoa; Brachiopoda; Lingulata; Lingulida; Lingulidae. Gene Ontology annotation, cellular component: membrane. The record is from RefSeq and is a predicted model, not a curated record. Gene Ontology annotation, biological process: monoatomic ion transmembrane transport.